Messenger RNA from Pangasianodon hypophthalmus (striped catfish), 3710 nucleotides. RefSeq names its product bone morphogenetic protein 1b (gene bmp1b). Gene Ontology annotation, molecular function: calcium ion binding; serine-type endopeptidase activity; metalloendopeptidase activity. Gene Ontology annotation, biological process: proteolysis. The transcript is spliced from 20 exons. The record is from RefSeq and is a predicted model, not a curated record. Bases 86 to 3025 code for a protein of 979 amino acids. Lineage: Eukaryota; Metazoa; Chordata; Actinopteri; Siluriformes; Pangasiidae.
GCCCGGGUGUGUUUUAGUGACUCACUGGUCCAGAAUAAAGACCCAGAAGAGAGCUAAGCUUGUGUUCUAAUCUAUUGCUUUGCACAUGCAGUCAAAACUCAUCAUGAAGUCCCAGUGGACAUUUUUGCUCCUGCAUUCUUGUUUAUUGCUGGCCAUUGGCUUAGAUUUGGAAGUUAAAUAUCAUCCUGAAACAGAUGCAGUCAACUACAGGGAUCCAUGCAAGGCAGUGGCAUUUGUGGGAGACAUUGCUCUGGACAAGGACGACCUGCGCUUCUUCAGACGAGACUGGAAUGUGAAAGACCUUCCACACACCAUCUCACACUCUAAUAACACUGACACAGCCAACAGAAAUGGAGAAAUGGACGCCACAUCCAACAGGAGCCGACGGAGCAGUGAAUUUUGGGACAGUGUGAAGAUUUCUCGUAGGAAGAGAGCUGCUACUGCCAAGACUGAGAGAAUUUGGCCUGAUGGUGUCAUUCCUUACAUCAUCAGUGCCAAUUUCAGUGGCAGUCAGAGAGCCAUCUUUAAACAGGCCAUGCGGCAUUGGGAGCGACAUGUCUGUGUAACGUUCGUAGAAAGAACGGCUGAGGAAAGCUACAUCAUCUUCACCUACCGGCCAUGUGGAUGUUGUUCUUAUGUGGGUCGGCGGGGUGAUGGACCCCAGGCUAUCUCCAUUGGCAAAAACUGCGAUAAAUUCGGCAUUGUAGUUCACGAGCUGGGUCAUGUGAUUGGCUUCUGGCAUGAACACACCCGGCCAGACCGAGACACACACGUCAGCAUUAUAAGAGAGAACAUACAGCCAGGCCAGGAGUAUAAUUUCCUGAAGAUGGAGCCGGAUGAGGUGAACUCAUUAGGAGAGACGUAUGACUUCGACAGCAUCAUGCACUACUCCACAAACACAUUCUCUAGAAGCAUCCUUCUUGAUACAAUUCUGCCUCGGUAUGAUGUGAAUGGAAUCAGACCCUCUAUUGGUCAGAGGAUGAGACUGAGCAAAGGAGACAUCACUCAAGCACAGAAGCUCUACAAGUGUCCUAAGUGUGGCGAGAGUCUGCAAGAUAGCUCUGGAAAUUUCUCUUCUCCUGGAUUCCCUAAUGGAUAUGCUGCAUACACACACUGUGUAUGGAGUAUCUCUGUUACACCUGGAGAAAAGAUAAUCCUUAACUUCACCUCCAUGGAGCUCUACCAAAGUCAUCUUUGCUGGUAUGAUUACGUGGAGGUGCGAGAUGGAUACUGGAGGAAAUCUCCUUUAAUAGGCCGUUUUUGUGGAGAUCAGGUUCCAGAGUCUCUCGUUUCCACUAACAGUCGUUUGUGGAUUGAGUUUCGCAGCAGCAGUAACUGGGUCGGAAAAGGAUUCUCCGCCAUGUAUGAAGCAAUGUGUGGUGGGGAAAUGGAAACUGACAGCGGACAGAUUCAGUCACCUAACUACCCUGACGACUAUCAGCCCAGUAAAGUUUGUGUGUGGAAGGUGACAGUGACUGAAGGGUUUCACGUGGCACUUUGCUUCCAGGCAUUUGAAUUGGAGAGACAUGACAGGUGUGCAUAUGAUUACGUGGAGGUGCGUGAUGGUAGCUCGGAGAGUGACCCACUCCUUGGACGAUUCUGUGGCACCCAAAAUCCCCAAGACAUCAAAAGCAGCUCCAACCAACUCUGGAUGAAGUUUGUAUCAGAUGGUUCUGUUAAUAGAGGUGGAUUUGCUGCAAACUUCUUUAAAGAGGUGGAUGAAUGUUCCAGGCCUGAUAAAGGUCAGUGCAUUCAGAGGUGUAUUAAUACGCUGGGUAGUUAUCGAUGUGCAUGUGACCCCGGAUACGAACUUGCCACCGACCAACGCAGCUGUGAGGCAGCUGCGUGUGGAGGUUUCCUCACCGCAUUAAAUGGCUCUGUGUUCAGUCCCGGCUGGCCUCAUGAAUACCCGCCUAAUAAACACUGUGUGUGGCAGCUCAUCGCUCCUCAACACUACACCAUCACACUGCUGUUCCACAGCUUUGACACAGAGGGCAACGAUGUGUGUAAAUAUGAUUAUGUGGAGGUUCGCAGUGACUCCAGGCUUCAUGGGAGAUUCUGCGGAGCUGCAACUCCAGAGCCAAUCACCUCCGACUCCAACAUCCUGCACGUGGAGUUUAAAUCCGACAGCACUGUGUCCCGCAGGGGUUUCACAGCGACCUUCUUCUCUGAUGUGGAUGAGUGCUCCCAGGAGAAUGGCGGGUGCCAGCACGAGUGUGUGAACACAUUUGGGAGUUACAGCUGUCAGUGCCACAGUGGAUUCACCUUACACACCAACAUGCAUGACUGCAAGGAAGCCGGUUGUGACCAGGUGAUCACCAGCAUGCCUGUAUCCAUUAUGAGCCCCAAUUGGCCAGAUAAAUAUCCCAAUAAGAAGGUGUGCACUUGGGCCCUAACCACUACACCAGGCCACCGAAUCAAACUGGCCUUUAAUGAGAUCGAUAUGGAAAGCCAUCUUGAAUGUUCCUACGAUCAUCUGGAUGUUUAUAACGGCCCCAGUGAUGCAUCACCCAGUUUGGGACGUUUUUGCGGAAGCAAAAAACCACCACCUGUUAUUUCCAGCACCAACAAGAUGUUUCUGCAAUUUUUCUCUGAUAACUCGGUGCAGAAACGAGGCUUUGAGGCAUCUUUUACAACAGAGUGUGGUGGAGCUCUGAAGGCUGAGGUGGAGCCUGGAGAUCUGUACUCUCACGCUCAGUUUGGUGACAAUAACUACAGUGCAGCUGAGGAAUGUGAGUGGGUAAUUUCAGCUGAGAAAGGAUUUGGAAUUAAGCUCAUCUUCAACAUCUUCGAUUUGGAGGAUGAAGCAGAGUGCACAUACGAUUAUAUGGAGCUAUUUGAUGGAACUGAUACUAAAGCACCAUGCCUUGGGCGAUACUGUGGAUCAGGGCCUCCAGAUGAAAUUUACUCAGCUGGGGAUGCCAUCACCAUCAAAUUCCAUACAGAUGAUACAAUCAGUAGAAAAGGAUUUCACGUCCAGUACACCAGCACCAAAUUUCAAGACACAUUUCACACCAGUAAGUGACUCAGUGUACUGUGUCAUGUUGUUCAGUGUCUCAAACAGACUUUCUGACACUGUGUGACACAAUGUUAUCUAUAGAUAUAGACAAAAGGAUGACGCAGAGCUAAAAACUGUCAUAUUGUCCAUCUUGUUCUCUCUCAGCACAUAGUUUAGUAUCACUCAACACCAAUAUCAGACUCAGGUAGCAGAUGGAUGCUAAUAUACAGUAUUUUGAUAAUUUGGUUUGUAUAGUAAAAGUGAUACACAAGUAUCACAUUAAGUAUUCAUAAUUUAAAAUGGAUUCAUUUUGCUGUUGAACAGUUAUGGUACCUGAGCCAAACAAUGUCUUUUUGAGUGUCACAUGUGGUGAUUUACUCAUGCAGAUGACAUGCUGCUAAACUGGAGGCUAUAAGCUUUCCUUGCUUGUUAGCUUUAUUAGCCUUGUAGCUCCAGUGCAAACCUGAAAAAGCUAAUUUCAGGCACCAGACAUGUCUUGGUUAAUCAAUAACAUUUAGGGUAAUCAAUAACAUUUAGGCAAAGCCUCUAUUGCCCCAGUACUUAUUUUAUUCAUUUAUUUAUGUACCUUUUGGUUCUCCUAGAGAGACUUAUAGCAAAGUUUUAUGAUUGAAAUGGAAAAAGGUUUGGAACUGCAGUGAAUUCAAAGGAUUAAUAAACAUUUCCAGAAUGGUGUCUGUCUUUCUUAUUUCUU